AUGGAUGUCACUCCACCGGCAAGGCCUCCUGGUCGACCACGUGUGAAGGAGGGCCCCAAGAAGCCUCCCAAGAAGUUUCGCAACGUGCACGUCUCGUUCAAGAAGAAGCAAGCUGUUAUCGAUAGUUUCGACGAGAUGGGUAUGGCAGCCACCCUCCUGAAGCACUUUCCUCACCUGCGGGGCCCUCCACUCGACACAACUCGAAAGAAGGUAUACGCUUGGCUCAAGCACCGUGCUCACAUUAAGGUUAAAGCAACAAAUCCACGUACUUCUAAACACUUGUGUUCACGUGAGCUUGGGAUGGCCACUACAUUGCCCAAGGAGUCGGAAGAGCAGAUCGCCGUGUGGGUCCACUCAAUGCGCAAGGACGGGACGGCGAUCGCCGUCGGCUUGGAUGAAAGCGCGUUCGUUGCCAGUUGGUCGUGGCUCGAAGGCUUUAAAAGACGCUUUCGGCUCUCGUUGCGCGCGCGGACACGGCAAGGUCAAGACACACAAGGAGACGGCGACGCGGCGCUGGCAACUUUCUCGGCACGUGUAGCCCAGGUGGUCCGCGACAAUGACAUCGACGUGAUCUAUAAUGCUGACCAGACGGGUGUGCACUAUGAGUACCUACCGACCAAGACGCUCAGUGCUCGCGGCGACAACACGGUGUGGAUCAAGUGUGGAGGCAAAUCAAAGGACCGCGCAACGGCCAUGACACCUGCUUCCAAGAUCAAAGCGGUCGUGCAAGAAAUCCUGACGCUUCGUCAAGGAUUCGGCAAACAACUGUGGAAGGACGUCGAGCACCUACAGAAUCGGUUCCAGUGUCGCAUCUACGGGAACCCCACUGCGUGGUGGAACUCACUCAUCGGGGUGGACUUCCUUCGUUACCACUUUGCUGAGCGCCCGGACCGUGCGACGAAGAAAUUAAAUGUCGUGCUGGAGAAGAUCCCUCCCCGGUUUACAUGGAUGUGCCAACCAGCAGACGUGGCCUGGAUUCGGCCUAUGAAGUCUCAACUACGGAAGAUGUGGAUCGACAGUAUUCGGCGCCAAGUCAAGAAUAGCAAGUCUCAGAACUCGACGUUCAAGCUGCAAGCUCCGAAACAUCCUACACUGGUACAAUGGAUUACAGACGCGUGGUUUGGAUUGUCGGAAGCCAUCAUCACCAACGGAUUUGCGAAAUGCAAGAUUGUCCAUCAAGAUGAAGCAGUGGACGAAACUGUCGAAACUACGGUUCCUGCCGAUAUAUUAUCGGAACUCGUUGCGAAUUCUGCUGUGGAUGACACAAUUGAUCCGACGGACGAUAUAGAAAACAUGGCACAAGGCGAGCGUUUAACCCUGCACGAGCGUGGGUCGAUCAUUGCCUUUCGCAAGGCAAAAUGGCCCAUUCGGAAGAUUGCCGCCGAGCUCUUCUUGUCAAAGGGAGCCGACGGCCUCUCAAACUGGAAGCGCGUGACGUUUGUCGUGUGCUCCGAGAAGCAUCAGAAGGAAGGAGUAGCUCGUCCAAGGUCCAACACGACCUUCACUGCGCGGACAUUGCGUCGAGUGCUUCAGCGCUCCAAGCCCUUCAUAUACAAGAAGAGAAAGACCACCCCGCGUCUGACCAAUGUCCACAAACAAGCGCGAGUCGACUGGGCCAAAGAGCAUGUCGACUUUGGCCCAAAAUGGGACAACGUGAUCUUUUCAGAUGAGAAACAAUUCAACCUGGAUGGUCCUGAUGGCCUCCAGUAUUACUGGCACGAUCUUCGGAAGGAAGAUCAGACGUUUUUGAGUCGCCAAAACGGCGGCGGCAGUGUGAUGAGCUGGGGUGGAUUUUCGUCCAAGGGCCGCACGUCACUCGCGAUCCUUUUUGGCUGCCAAGACUCGUUUGCCUACUGUGACACCGUGGCUAACUUCAUGGUUACCUUUGCCCAUGCCGCUCAUGUCGAGGAUUUCUUGUUUCAACAAGAUAAUGCGAGCAUCCACGCCAGCAAAGAGACCACCGCGUUUUUGGCUGACAUUGGAGUCGACGUUUUGAGCUGGCCGUCGCUUUCUCCGGACCUCAAACCGAUCGCGAACCUUUGGGGGUACUUAGCCCGUAAGGUCUAUGCAAAUGGGAGGUAA
Molecule: messenger RNA, 2082 nt
Organism: Aphanomyces astaci
Lineage: Eukaryota; Oomycota; Saprolegniomycetes; Saprolegniales; Verrucalvaceae
Exons: 6
Coding region: 1-2082 (693 amino acids)
Molecular function (GO): nucleic acid binding
Source: RefSeq, a predicted model, not a curated record